Molecule: messenger RNA, 375 nt
Organism: Penicillium cataractarum
Lineage: Eukaryota; Fungi; Ascomycota; Eurotiomycetes; Eurotiales; Aspergillaceae
Product: ankyrin repeat domain-containing protein
Exons: 1
Coding region: 1-375 (124 amino acids)
Molecular function (GO): protein binding
Source: RefSeq, a predicted model, not a curated record
AUGUACCGCACGCUCCUCCCAUAUCUUGCCGCCGACAGGGGACAUCUGGAAGUUGUCCGCCGACUUGUCUCUCUUGAAGAGGUCGAUGUCAAUCAAACCUACCGGCACAAGUUUCCACUAUUCAUCGCGAUCGAGAUCGGCUACCAUGGUGUUGCAAAACUGCUUCUUGAACAAGGGUCUCGACUGGACGUUAACGCCAAGACCUCUCUUGGCAACACAACACUACAUAUUGCUGCCUCUUAUGGGAAUCUGGAUAUUGUGAAGCUGUUGCUCCGAGACGAUCGACUCGAUGUCGCGGGGACUAAUCGAUAUGGGGAGUCAGCCCUGCGAGUGGCAGCCCGGAACGGAAAGGAGUACGUUGUCAGGCGCCUUUGA